Cornus florida is the source of this 1842-nucleotide messenger RNA. Its product is annotated as beta-glucosidase 13-like. The transcript is spliced from 13 exons. The record is from RefSeq and is a predicted model, not a curated record. Lineage: Eukaryota; Viridiplantae; Streptophyta; Magnoliopsida; Cornales; Cornaceae. Gene Ontology annotation, biological process: carbohydrate metabolic process. Bases 62 to 1666 code for a protein of 534 amino acids. Gene Ontology annotation, molecular function: beta-glucosidase activity.
UAGGAGCCAAGAUAAAGUGAGCCUCAAUAAGUAGCUAUAUAUCCAGAUUAGAUAUACAUAUAUGGCGUCUCAAACAAAUCCGUGCUUAAUUGAUCAUGCCAUUCCCCUGACUCGACGCAGUUUUCCAAAUGGUUUUGUGUUUGGUACAGCAUCAUCAGCUUACCAGUACGAAGGAGCAGCAAGCCAAGGUGGCAGAGGACCAAGUAUAUGGGAUACUUUCUCACAAAGAUACCCUGGUAAGAUAGCGGAUGGUACUAAUGGAAACGAGGCAGCUGAUUCUUACCAUCAGUACAAGGAGGAUGUGAAGAUCAUGAAGAAAAUUGGUCUAGAUGCUUAUCGAUUCUCAAUCUCAUGGUCUAGAGUAUUGCCAACUGGAAGGCUAACUGGGGGUGUGAACAAGGAAGGAAUCGACUACUAUAAUAAUCUCAUAGAUGAGCUCCUAGCUAAUGAUAUAAAGCCCUAUGUCACCAUAUUUCACUGGGAUGUUCCUCAAGCCUUAGAAGACGAGUAUGGGGGCUUCUUAAGUGGUCGAAUUAUAUUUGAUUUUUGUAAUUUUGUGGAGCUUUGUUUUUGGGAAUUUGGUGAUCGAGUGAAGCAUUGGAUCACGUUAAACGAGCCAUCAAUGUUCUGUAUUGGUGGAUAUGUCAAUGGUACCUUCGCACCAGGUCGAGGCGCUUCUUCACCCGAGCCUGUAAAGAGUCUCCAUUCAUUUUUACGUGAUGCUCCCCAUCAUCACGAAAGUUGUUCCGAUGGAGAUCCAGGAAGAGAACCAUAUAUUGUGGCACAUAAUCUGAUUCUUGCUCAUGCAACCGCUGUACAUUUGUAUAGGGAAAAAUUUCAGGCAAGUCAAAAGGGUAUGAUUGGCAUUACACUUACUUCACCUUGGUAUGAGCCUCUUUGCGAAACUAGUAAGGAGGACCAAGACGCUGCAAAUCGUGCUCUUGAUUUCAUGCUUGGAUGGUUUUUAAGACCCUUGACAAGUGGUAGCUAUCCAGAAACCAUGAUAUGUAAUGUUCGAGGCCGUCUUCCACACUUUAAUGAAGACGAAAAGGAGUUGGUAAAAGGGUCAUUUGAUUUCGUUGGAUUAAAUUACUAUACUGCCACUUAUGCAACUCAACCUGUUGUGCCGCCACCACCUCCACAUCAUCGUGGAAAGUUGAGUUAUGCCACAGAUUCUCAUGUUGAGCUUACAACUGAGAGGAAUGGAAUUCCCAUUGGUCCACUGGCUGGUUCAAGUUGGCUCUAUAUUUAUCCGAAAGGGAUUAAACAGCUUUUGAAACACGUAAAGGAAAAUUAUGGUGAUCCAGCCAUUUAUAUCACGGAGAACGGGGUGAGUGAGAUAAAUGAUUACAAACUAACGAUUCUGGAAGCUCGUGAUGACAAGAUUAGAAGAGAUUAUCAUGAUAGUCAUCUUCAUUUCGUUCGAGACGCAAUUAACGUGGGUGUGAAUGUGAAAGGAUAUUUUGUAUGGACCUUACUAGAUGUUUUGGAAUGGAAUGUGGGUCACACUGUUCAUUUUGGUUUGAUCCAUGUAGAUUACAAGAAUCGGUUGGAAAGAUAUCCAAAAAGCUCAGCAAUAUGGUUCAAGAAUCUUCUCAUAAAAGGUGGUGGUGAAAAGUCUGUUAAGGACAAUGGUCCUAAAGAUUCCACAAAAACUCUCAAGUAGAAGAAGGUAUUAGGUGUGCCCCGCACAUUAUGAAUUAGGCUCAUCCAAAUUAUACAUGUUGCACACGCGUGAAUGCGUGUUAUAUAUAUACAAUUCAGAUGAACUGCUGCAUCAUGCACAUGGCGCACCCAAUAUUUAUUCAUACUUGAGAAUUAUCUACUUACUUCUUCUCCUUA